AUGACAUACCAAGCGAAUUCUGGAAAGAAUGCGGAUGGCUCGGUGCCUCUUGGCUUGCAGGCCUCUUCAAAACAAAGAGCAUACCCUCAUGACUGGUCAAACAGAUCAACGAUUCCGAUGUGUAAGAAUAAAGGCAAUAUCCCAGACUGUUCAACAUAUCGGCCAAUACGGCUGAUGAGCCACAUUCUGAUGAUCUUUGAAAGAGUACUCGAAAUUCGAAAACUUGUCAUACAAUCAGUGCGGGUAAAAGGUGCCGGUACUGCUGACACCACCCAUACUGUACACAUAAUGAUGGAGCAUAAAGAAGAACGGAGCUAA
Molecule: messenger RNA, 318 nt
Organism: Strongylus vulgaris
Lineage: Eukaryota; Metazoa; Nematoda; Chromadorea; Rhabditida; Strongylidae
Source: the annotation of a GenBank genome assembly